CUUCCGGGGCAUAGUACACACACACUAACAAUAACAUGGCUCCUGCAGCGUAGAUUGGGGGAGCUGACCGUAUACACAUACACAUCGCGGGUCAGAGAGCCUUAGUGCCUGGUCAUAGAUGGUAGUGAAGGGAGGCUGAGUGCUGGAAGCUGUACAAUGGCUCCCCCUACAGCAUGAGAGUGACGGACACCUCAUUAUGUGUGUGCUCGGUGGUAUGGAUUGUGCGGGGAGCUUGCACAUUUCUUGGCAGUGUGACGUGUCUGUAGACUGACCCGCCUGUAUACCGGCAGGGUACAGUAUAGUUCCUAUAGGCAGAUCCGCCAUAUCUCAGGGGGUUAGGGAUGGUCCAGGUGCUGUCUAUGGUGUGGAGGAAGAUCCUGCGCAAGAGAUGGGUGCUGGGCAUAGUAUUUGGCCUCUCUCUGAUCUAUUUUCUCACCAGCACCUUCAAGCAGGAAGAGAAGACCAUCAGAGACAGAACUCUUCUUCAGACCAGAGAUCAAGGGCAAAACGUUCAGUGGAAAAUCCAGUUUAACCUCGGGAACAGCAGCAGGCUCAGUAACCAGUGUCGCAACUCUGUGCAGGGCAAACUCCUCAUUACAGAUGAUCUAGGUUAUGUAUGUGAACGUAAAGAACUGCUUGCAAAUGGAUGCUGCAAUAUCAAUGUGGCCAGUACUAGACAAUAUAACUGUGAGAGCUGUCUACCUAAUGGAUGCUGCAGUGUCUACGAGUACUGCGUGUCUUGCUGCUUACAGCCCAACAAGCAACAUAUAUUGGAACGUUUUUUAAAAAGAGCUGCGAUGGGGUUUCAGAAUUUAUUCAUGGCAGUAGAAGACCACUUCGAGCUGUGCUUGGCCAAGUGUCGGACAUCUUCACAGAGUGUACAGCAUGAAAACACCUACCGGAAUCCAGUGGCCAAGUUCUGCUAUGGAGAAAGCCCUCCAGAACUUCUACCCAUGUGAGCCAGUCUGGUGGUAGAACUAAGGACAAAUCUAUCACAUGACCAUGCAAUACCAUGGAUCUAAGACUUACGGGUACCACAUGUAGUAUCUUCUACAGUGACGUCAGUUGUAAUUUAAGAACUAAAUCUUGAAAUGAUAGUUUCACGUUCUAGUUGGUGUGCAUGGAGUGCAGCAUUGGGUCAGCAGAAAACCUCUAGUAGGGAGACUAUCGGGCACUUUUAUACAAAUGGUGACAACAUAGUGAUCAAUGCGCUCAGUGGUUUGGGAAUUUGAGACCAGUACCGUGUCAGAAUUUAGGGGAUCAUUUAAAACGUAAUAAAGCCCCUGCACUGGUGGUGGAUCGAUGAAGUUAUGUAGAGGCACAGGCCUCUAGAUGACUUCGGUUCCUCCAGUGCCAGUUCUAAAUGUGAGACCGCUUGCGAACCGUCUUACAUUGAGACCAUUUUCCACGCUUAAUACCGAUUUUUUUCAGAUAGCACACUGACUCGUUUAUUUCUGCGGGGCCAUACACACAGAUCUGUUUUUCUGUUCUGCAAAUUAUAGAACAUGUCCUAUGCUGAUCUGUUUUUUGUAGACGAGCACAGCCCUUUCAAUUGAUAG
Messenger RNA from Bufo bufo (common toad), 1559 nucleotides. RefSeq names its product SREBF pathway regulator in golgi 1 (gene SPRING1). The record is from RefSeq and is a predicted model, not a curated record. Gene Ontology annotation, biological process: positive regulation of SREBP signaling pathway. Bases 342 to 959 code for a protein of 205 amino acids. The transcript is spliced from 5 exons. Lineage: Eukaryota; Metazoa; Chordata; Amphibia; Anura; Bufonidae.